AUUCACUAAACGUUCCUGAACGCGACCCAGCCCACUGUGAGGAGAAGAAAUACGCUACAGCCUGCAGUGUUUUGAUGAUAGCUGAACAUUUAACGAUAUUGAAAAGUAAAACCAACCCAAUUCUUUAGCAGAGGAUUUUUACUCUAUGCGUUUGUGAAAGUGUUGCUAAGUAACCUGUCAUCAUCAUCUCCAGGAUCCAUGUCUUUUUUGCGCUGGGUGUCGGAGAAACUCAGUGUGGAAAGCCUGAGGGAUCUGGAGUUAUUUGGAGAGCAAACUCAGGCAAGCCCACUAAGGAAAGCCCAUGAGGACAGUCAGGAGUCUCUGAGCCCUCUCCCACGCAGAGAAACCAUGGGAAGCUUUCUUCCAGACAACAGCGCCUAUGAACUACGCACUGUCAUAGGUCGAGGUUUGGAAGACUUGAUGACAGUGAAUCUGGCCAGAUACAAACCCACAGGGGAGUAUUUGGCCAUCCGGCGCAUUGACCUGGAUUCAUGUACAAAUGAUAUGGUCAAUUACUUACAGGGAGAACUCCAUGUGUCUAAGCUGUUUCACCACCCCUGUAUCCUCCCAUACAAGAGCGUCUUCAUCGCUGAGAAUGAACUGUGGGUGAUCACACCCUUCAUGGCCUACGGAUCUGCACGAGACUUGAUCAGUACACAUUUCACCGACGGUUUGAGUGAGCAGACAAUUGCCUACAUCCUGCUGGGUGUGCUGAGAGCGCUGGAGUACAUCCAUCAGAUGGGCUACGUUCACCGUAGUGUGAAGGCAAGCCACAUCCUGAUUUCAGCAGAUGGACAGGUGUAUCUGUCCGGUCUUAGAAGUAUCUUCAGCUUGAUCCGUCACGGCCAGAGAGCACGUGUUGUACACGAUUUUCCCCAGUACAGUGUUAAAGUACUACCUUGGCUCAGUCCAGAGGUUCUACAGCAGAAUCUUCAGGGAUAUGACUUCCGCUCAGACAUUUACAGUUUGGGCAUCACUGCAUGUGAGCUUGCCAAUGGACAUGUGCCCUUUAAAGACAUGCCUGCUACGCAGAUGUUGUUAGAGAAGUUGAACGGUACAGUCCCCUGCCUGCUGGACACGACCACCAUUCCCCCUGAAGAGCUAAGCAUGAAACCAUCUCGCUCCGGAGCAGACUCUGGGAUUUGCGAGGGCCCCGGCGCCGGUGGAGCUCGCCACACUAACGGAGAGCCCUCAUCCUCCUCCGGUGGAAACCCGUACAGCCGGACAUUCAGUCCUCACUUUCAUGCCUUUGUGGAACUUUGUUUACAGAGAGAUCCUGAGAAAAGACCCUCUGCCAGCUCUCUGAUAGGCCAUUCCUUCUUCAAACAGAUAAAGCGUAGACCAUCUGAGGCUCUACCUGAGCUCCUGCAUCCAGUUUCUCCAAUCAGCAGCCUGGAUUGCAUGCAGCCUCAGGAUUCACCCACUGGAUUGGCCAGUCUGGAGUCUGAUCUCAGCCAGCUGGAUGUGGAUGACUGGGACUUUUGACAUUAAACAGAUGAGAAAUGAAGGGACGAUGGAUUGGACGGAAUGGGAGGAGUUACCGUAAGAAAUCUGAAUGAAAAUUGAAUGAUUUUGUUGUUUUAUGGGAGAAAAAGGGAAGGCUGGUGCUAUGUGAAUGUGACAUUACAAAGAGCUUCAAAGAUAUUACAAGAGACUCUGGAAUGUUUCUUGUUGUUUUUUGUGUAUAUCACUGAAACAAGGACAGACUAUAAAAAAGAAAAAUGAAAAACCAGCAGCCGCCAUAGCCUUGCUAUUGCAUUCAGAAGCAUGAACUGAAGCAAACUCUUACAGACUGGCCAUGUGACAAUGGUGAUCACUUGAGACUUCUAAAACCUGUUUUAUGUGUUUCACCUGAACUAAUGACACUCUAUGAAUGUCUACCAGCUUACCAGCAGUUCCCACGUCUCCAUGCAUAUUUGUCCGAUGAAGCAUAAAGAGCUGUGAGUAAAGUCAACCUAAAGAGCACUGUUCAUUUUAUGGAUGGAUUGUGGGGAUUAAAGCUAUCAUCUAGUAAGUUCCUGCCCCCAGCACAAAUGUUGACGCCAGCAGAAAUUUGCUAGAGGACAAGAUUUACUUUUUGCCUGCUAUCUGGUGUAGUUAUUAGUUUUAAAACAUUAGUUGCAUUUCUGAUUAGGUUUAUUUCUGUUCUUGGCAUGCAUUACAGGAGGGAAUAUUUCUAUGGACCGUCUGUGUAUUUUCAGCAUAUUUACCUUUUGGUCAAAUGAAAUAAAUGGUGCAACUACACAA
Messenger RNA from Labeo rohita (rohu), 2247 nucleotides. It is a transcript of the gene strada, whose product is annotated as STE20 related adaptor alpha. The record is from RefSeq and is a predicted model, not a curated record. Lineage: Eukaryota; Metazoa; Chordata; Actinopteri; Cypriniformes; Cyprinidae. The transcript is spliced from 13 exons. Gene Ontology annotation, molecular function: ATP binding; protein kinase activity; protein serine/threonine kinase activator activity. Gene Ontology annotation, biological process: protein phosphorylation. The coding region runs from base 199 to 1485 and encodes 428 amino acids.